CGCAAAGCAUGCACACUUUUUCUACGUGCACAUGACAGCAGCAAGCAGAGAGAUUUUCUAUUGAGGACUUUUCUUCCUCUUAUAAUCAUAACAAUCAUAAUAAUGCUCACUUGCACGCACGUGAGAGCUUAAGAGUGAGUGCGCUCCGUGCACAUCUUUUCAUAGCCGUCUUAUAAAUAGACAUUCUAUUUUUUCUUUUUAAAUAGCUUCCUUUUCUUCUCUAAAAUUGGCUCCCGUACAAACUGCCGCGUUGGAUCCGUCGGCGUACUGCGAGACUCCGGUGUACAACCCGGAUCUCUGCCCCAACAUGAUAGCCGCGCAGGCCAAGCUGGUGUACCACCUCAACAAAUACUACAACGAGAAAUGCCAGUCGCGCAAGGCGGCCAUCUCCAAGACCAUCCGGGAGGUGUGCAAAGUGGUGUCGGACGUGCUGAAGGAGGUGGAGGUUCAGGAGCCGCGCUUCAUCAGCUCCCUCAGCGAGAUGGAUAACCGCUUCGAGGGGCUGGAGGUCAUCUCGCCCACCGAGUUCGAGGUGGUGCUCUACCUCAACCAGAUGGGAGUGUUCAACUUCGUGGAUGACGGCUCGCUGCCGGGCUGCGCCGUGCUCAAGCUGAGCGACGGCCGCAAAAGGAGCAUGUCGCUCUGGGUGGAGUUCAUCACCGCCUCCGGCUACCUCUCGGCGCGCAAGAUUCGCUCCCGUUUCCAGACGCUGGUGGCCCAGGCGGUGGACAAGUGCAGCUACCGGGACGUGGUCAAGAUGGUGGCGGACACCAGCGAGGUGAAGCUCCGCAUCAGGGACCGCUACGUGGUGCAGAUCACUCCCGCCUUCAAGUGCACCGGCAUCUGGCCGAGGAGCGCCGCGCACUGGCCGCUGCCGCACAUCCCGUGGCCGGGGCCCAACCGGGUUGCAGAAGUCAAAGCGGAGGGCUUCAACCUUUUAUCCAAAGAGUGCUACUCGCUCAACGGCAAGCAGAGCUCGGCCGAGAGCGACGCCUGGGUGCUGCAGUUCGCCGAGGCCGAGAACCGGCUGCUGCUGGGCGGCUGCAGGAAGAAGUGCCUGUCGGUGCUGAAGGCUCUGCGGGACCGCCACCUGGAGCUGCCGGGCCAGCCCCUCAACAACUACCACAUGAAGACUCUGGUCUCCUACGAGUGCGAGAAGCACCCCAGGGAGUCCGACUGGGACGAGAACUGCUUGGGGGACCGCCUGAACGGGAUUCUAUUGCAGCUCAUCUCCUGUUUGCAGUGCAGGAGGUGUCCUCACUACUUCCUCCCCAACUUAGACCUCUUCCAGGGAAAACCGCACUCGGCUCUGGAGAAUGCCGCCAAACAGACGUGGCGAUUGGCGAGAGAGAUACUGACCAACCCCAAAAGCUUGGAGAAACUCUGAGGUAACACCAGAAGGUGACACUCCAUGAAGCGUAUCGCGGGGCAGCGGCGCGCUCGGCUCUCCGUAACGUCUUUAAUGACAUUUUCACUUUAAAAUCUUCCUUCUUGGGACACAUUGGCAAAUUUCACGAGCUCUUAAAAAAGCUACUUUUGGCCCAAUUCUAAUUUUCCAAAAUUGUUUUAAUAUGAAUAACAUUAAAAGUCCCUUCAGAAGACUUGAACAAAACACACACACGCACACACACACACACACACCGAGAUGUACAUUUAAGACUGUAAAUGUGUUGAUAGGUUGUGCUUCCAGUGGUCUGAGAUUGUGACUGUUGUUCUGUGACACGUGUUUAAAGCUUCUUUUCUUGAUCUGCUAUAGAAACACAGCAUUAAUUUAUAUUUGCAUCCGUGCUAGUCUGUCCUUCUAUUCGUUUACAUUUUGAGUGUAAAAAACAUUCCAUCAAUUUACUUGAAUUUUUAUUUAAAGUACUUUUUAUUGGCUGUUUUUUUUAAUAUUAUAUAUAUUUCCUCUGCCAUGAUUUUUAGGCCUACCUGAUUUUUUUAAAAUGACAACAUAUAUAAAUAUAGUAAAUAUAUAUUACGUUCAAAUUGAAAAAGAAAUGCACUUGAAAUACACUGGAUUAUAACAUGUGUGAUCUGUUUCUUUUUUUUAACUUGUCCUUCACUUAAUUUAAAGAGCUAAUA
Messenger RNA from Dunckerocampus dactyliophorus (ringed pipefish), 2082 nucleotides. RefSeq names its product mab-21-like 1 (gene mab21l1). The record is from RefSeq and is a predicted model, not a curated record. The transcript has a single exon. The coding region runs from base 308 to 1387 and encodes 359 amino acids. Lineage: Eukaryota; Metazoa; Chordata; Actinopteri; Syngnathiformes; Syngnathidae.